Molecule: messenger RNA, 2280 nt
Organism: Cuscuta campestris
Lineage: Eukaryota; Viridiplantae; Streptophyta; Magnoliopsida; Solanales; Convolvulaceae
Source: the annotation of a GenBank genome assembly
AUUCCUCUCUCCUGCAGCUUAAGAGGGUUUGUUCCUGAACCUAAGGCCUAAUCCCGGAGCUCGGGUAUAACAUUUGGUAUCAAAGCCCAUUGUUCCACAUCCCGAAGGACCAAAACACUUCCCUCCACUUUACCCAUUUCCUUUUCUACCACCCAUUGUCUCCAAAUAAACCAUGUCAAAUGAAUCUCAACCCUUGUCGCAUGAGGAGCUUGUUGCAUCCAACGCCGCCUUAAAGGCCCAAGUAGAGUACUUGGCGAAGGAGGUAGCUAAGCUCACCAAGAUAAAGCUCAAUGCCCUUCAAGGGAGUGAUCAUGAGGAUAAUGCGAGCACCAGCAGCACCAACAAGGCCAGAACUAAUGACGGGUCUGACUUCAAAGUUGAUGUCCCAACUUUUGAGGGAAAAAACGACUGGGACGAGUUUCUAGAAUGGCUAGAGACGGUGGAGCGUGUUUUCGAUUUCAAAGAAGUCUCCGAUGAGAAGAAGGUCAAGAUAGUGGCCUUGAAGUUCCGCAAGUAUGCAUCUACUUGGUGGACUAACACGUGCACCAAAAGGAGAAGAAACCACAAGGAGCCGGUGGCCACAUGGGCCAAAAUGAAGUCUCUCCUAAAGAAGUUCUUGCCUGCUGAAUAUGUUCGUGAGAAUUUUGCCAAGCUUCAAACGCUUAAGCAAGGUUCAAAAUCGGUUGAAGAAUACACCCAUGAGUUCGAGGAACUCUUACUAAGGUGUGACUUGCAAGAAGAUGAUGAACAAACCUUUGUACGAUACCUGUUCGGCUUAAACCUGCAAAUAGCCAAUACAGUAGAGUUACAAAGUUAUGAGUCCCUGGAAGAGCUUACCAAAUUAGCCCUUAAGGUUCGUAAAGGUCGACCAUUUGGCACGACGGGUGACCGUGUUGAUGGUUUUAAAUUCCUAGACUGCCACCGUACAGUCGACCCUAACCUCACGGUGGUUGACCGUCAUGAGAUACCUGUAGGGGAUGCACUAUUCAACGGUAUGGAGGACAUCAUGGAAGGUGAGUCUGAGAGCCUUAGAGAAUUGUCUAACCGGUUACGCACACAACCUGAAAGGUAUGGAUUCCUCCUAACCUUUGAGGGUGACGUAAUGCUUAUCGACCAGGAUGAGCCGGAGACCUACCUCGAGGCAAUCAGUUGUCCCGAGGCUGAGGAAUGGCGUCAAGCCAUGCAGUCCGAAAUGGAUUCCAUUGGGAGUGCUGUAGUCUUCCUUGCUCUGUAUGUUGAUGACAUACUGCUCAUAGGAAACGAUAUUCCUACUUUAACCACCGUCAAAACGUGGUUGAGUAAGAGUUUCUCUAUGAAGGACUUGGGAGAGGCCAGUUAUGCACUUGGCAUAAGGAUCUAUAGGGAUAGAUCACGGAAGCUGUUAGGUCUCAGUCAAAGUACAUACAUAGACAAGGUCCUCGCUAGAUUCAGCAUGUCUGAGUCGAAACAAGGAAGUUUGCCUAUGGUCCAAGGCAUGAGUCUUUCCAAGACUCAGGGUGCUUCCACUCCGGAGGAAGUAGAACGCAUGAGAAAUGUUCCUUAUGCGUCGGCCAUUGGAUCCAUCAUGUAUGCGAUGGUAUGUACGAGACCUGAUGUUGCCUUUGCUCUGAGUGUCACGAGUAGAUACCAGUCCAACCCUGGCGAAAGUUAUUGGACAGCUGUGAAGAACAUCCUUAAAUACUUCCGUAGGACUAAGGAUGCCUUCCUGGUAUAUGGCGGAAAAGAAGAACUCAGUAUUGUUGGAUAUACUGAUGCCAACUUCCAAACUGAUAGAGAUGACUUCAAGUCGCAGGCAGGGUAUGUGUUUUGUUUGAAUGGCGGAGCUGUUACCUGGAAGAGUUACAAGCAAGAUACUACCGCUGAUUCCACUACAGAAGUAGAGUACGUGGCUGAAGCCGAGGCAGCCAAGGAAGGUGUGUGGCUCAAGAAUUUUAUUACUGAGCUUGGAGUGGUUCCUAGCAUCAAGAACCCUAUACCGUUUUUUUGCGACAAAAUUGGGGCAAUUGCACAAGCGAAAGAACCUCGGUCUCACCAAAAGACCAAACACAUCGUUAGACGUUAUCACAUCAUAUGAGAAAUCGUUGCACGUGGGGACGUUGAGAUUUGCAAGAUAGGUACAGACGACAAUAUCGCGGAUCCAUUGACGAAGGCUUUGGGAAAGCCUAAACACGAGAGUCAUACGUGGUCCAUGGGCAUUCGAGGAAUGCUUGAUUGGCCUUAGGGCAAGUGGGAGAUUGUUGUAUUUAGGUGCCCUAGCGGCAAUCAAAUACCUAUGUAACU